This is a messenger RNA of Glarea lozoyensis ATCC 20868, 1521 nucleotides long. RefSeq lists its product as uncharacterized. The record is from RefSeq and is a predicted model, not a curated record. NCBI's taxonomy places the organism in Eukaryota, Fungi, Ascomycota, Leotiomycetes, Helotiales, Helotiaceae. The transcript has a single exon. Bases 1 to 1521 code for a protein of 506 amino acids.
AUGGCUUCCUCGACCAUGCUAGCACCACCCAGUCCAGUCACCCAGGCUCUAUACCAAAUCCCAGCUGCAGUCCACAGCCGAAAGAGCUGUCCCUUUCACGAUGAAAUAUCACUCAAGUCAUGCUCGGGAUUGCAGAAGAAAGGAGGACCCUGUAUCGUCAAAGCCGUCGAACGGAUGAACGAUGGGCUGCCCACCUGUAAGAGACAUCGAGAGCAAGUCCGCAUCGCAACUGUUUGCAAUGCGCCUAUGCCAUGUGGUUUCCCUUGCGGAGCGUUGGUCGAGAAACGUCCUCACGCGUAUCAACUAUGCUAUCGGCACUGGAGUUACGGGCCUUGCUACUUCUUGCAGCUUCCCUUGGAGUUGAGGUGUCGGAUAUAUGAUUUGUUGUUUCCAAAUUCCCUGGUCUCAGCAAGGUUCCAGAACUUGCCUGGUGCUUCCGAGCGGACUUUCCCUUCCAUCUUGAGGGCCAAUCGCCAAAUCCAUAGCGAAGCUGCCUAUACCCUCUAUGGCCGGAGAACGUUUGUGAUAGAAAUCUCCAGGUUCACAUUCACCAUGUGUAACUCGUCGUCACGCCAUGGAUCUCAACCAAACCCGUUAUAUAACCCCACGGCCCAUGUGAUGGGUUUUCAUAACGUUGGAAGCCAUGCCUUACAGGACUAUCAAUUACAGCUCAUGCUACUGGAACGGCAAAACAAAGUCAGGUUGAUGAUGGCGAGGCAGCAGCUGGGGGCAUCAUCCACCAAUCCGCCUCCCAUCUCUUCCACCUCAUUCGAGAAUCGUAUGGUAAACUCGACUUUGCAAUCGCCUAUUCCGUACACUUUGGAAUCUCAUGGGCCAGCAUGGAUACCUCCACUUAGCUCAAAUUAUUUUAAUAUGAUUCGCUCUUUUCGUGUCGUGCUGGAAGUGCCCAUGGAAGGCAGUGCAGCCGCGGCUCGACGAGGUACGAACGUAAAUGAACAAGAAGAAGAAGACAACAAAGAGUACGAAAGAAUGAUUUACGACUUUUGCGACCAUAUUCAUCGCUUGAUGGGAAGAUUGCAAUCUUCGUCGAGAAAAAGCUUAGAGCUGCUUGUCCAAAUAAAUGUCGCUCGACAAUAUGAGAGUCUGGAACUUGCGCAGAACCACCUUAGCCUUCUACUCAACACUUUCAAAGCUCUCGAUGAACCUGUGCGUGUUGAACUAGGACGACUCGGCGAGAGCUUUUGCGGCCUCGCAGAAGAAGAGUUCUUGAAAAGUCUGGAUCAGUACGAGCAAACUCCUAAUGGCCGGACGGUAAUGAGCGAAUACUGGAAGCUUGAAAGGGUGAUGGCUCGAGUAUAUGGGGAGUGUCCUCGUACUGUAUUCCACCAGUUUAAAGAUCUUCUCCACUCCGCGAGGGUUUGCAGGGAGCGCUAUGAUUCGGUUGGACUGACAGAGGUCUACCACACAGUCGUUGGAUUAUGGUCCGAGUAUACAAGAAGCCAACAGUUGUUUCACAGUAUUGUUGAUCAAGAGUUUGCAGAGGUUCUCAAGAGGCAUUGA